AUUCCCCAUCACCAACCACCUCAAGAUCUUAUGUUCCUCAGGUUAUCCUCAGCCAGGAGGUGUAGCUAGCUCGACUGAUUUCUCCUCGUACUGUUGUUAUAAGUUUGCAAUGUCCUUUCUUUUGUUACGAAUGCUAACUCGCUUACUUCCCUAAUCCUCCCAGCGCAGGUGGGUUGUUAGGCAUGGCUUUAGGAUAAUAUCAGUACCAUUUAGAAAUCGGUGAGAGCCGCUUUUCUUCGUCUAUUUUAAAACCAUCAGAGUCAGUUAUCCAUUCACGAUGCGGCCCAGUUCUGCUUCUCCAUCUGCUCCUUCGCGAGAUGCCACAACCGCAAAUAGCGAGUCUAUCCAUAACGGAGACGGCAGGCCCGUCAGCCCGUUAAAGGCAACGGUCAGCGGCUCGACAUUGCUCGAGCGGCGACAGUACCGACCCCUCGCUGUAGUCACGCAAGCUCGGCCGUCCGCUCGUUCUUCUCACCUUGACGACGACCAUCAGGAUCACCCUUCGCAAUCCGGCGACUCUGCUACUCACUCUGCUACUCACUCUGCUACUCACUCUGCCACCCACAGCAAUUCUGCAACACACGGCCAUCAGCAGCAGCAGCACCAUCAUCAUGACCAUUUCAGCAAGCCCCCGCGCUCGCCGCUGCACUCCCCGCUUCAUUCCCCCCGCGGCGGAGCCACCCGCAACCUCCACCCCAUGACCCCCCCGGCCAGCUGGACCAUGCCUAGCGUCGGGGAUUGGGGGGGAACCGGCGGAGACAAAAUUGGCGGAGAGAGAACUGGCGGAGAGAAUAUCGGCGGAGACCACAGCAGCGGCGGUAUUAGCAGCAGCCGCAGCAGGGGGGAACCAUCAAGCGCCCGCCAUUGUCGAUCAGCGGCGUCCAGCCCGCGGGUGAUGGAUUCCGCCUUCGGCCAUGGCGCGCUGGGGGGGGAGCCUUCCGCGGGACCUCUGAACGCAGGGGUAGCCGCGACCGGCGGAAAGGGGAGGAUGGCCGCGGGGAGGCGCAGCCCACUUGCUUCCCCGAAGAUCGAGGAUGAGAGCAGCCGACGGCGGAGAUCUUUCGAGAAAGAUUCGGCGUUCUACGUGGCCAUGCCGCGUCCCGUGGUUUCCCAAGAUUCGCUCAGUCCACGUGGCAGCAGAUCUUUCAAUUCGUCAGAAUUCGUCUUUUCCGGUGAUACGGGAGGGAGAAGGCGGGCCAAUCCUGACUCCCGUCGCUCGCCGGUUGCCUCCGAUAGUAACCAACUCGAUACCCGCUCUUUUGAACUGCCGCAUCCUCCGUCCUUCGAAAACCUAAUCGAAAGGGGCACCCAGUCGUUCGACUCGCUCAAAUCGCCCGCCUCUUCCCGCGCGAUUUCCGCCGCCGUCGUUAAUGCCGACUUGCCCCCCUCCUUCCGCAGCCCAGCGGGGUCUGCGGCGGGAUCCGCGGCGGGAUCUCCGGUGGGAUCUCCGGCGGGAUCUCCGGGCACAGCAUCUCCAGUAACUGGGUCCCCGGGUCGGAUUAAAAGAGUCUCUUACGCAGUGGUAGACUCUAAUUCCGAUGGCGCGAAGAGGGAGGGUGUAACCCCGUCCGAGGGUAGGGUUACCCGACGCAGCCACCAGCUGGCGGGCGACCGCGCGGAUACGGACAAAAACGCCAUUGGCAACGGAAUUCCCAGCUGGCUUCCCAGCAGCGGGGUAAAGCAGGCGGAGAGGGAUCUGUGGGGUGCGCCGCGCGGGGGAAGCAGGGGCGGAGGGGGGGGCGCCGGUGGGAGCUCGGGGGGGAGCGGGGGAAUGCCUUUCGCCUUUUCCCGCUCCCCGCGCGGCUCCCCCCUGGGGCCGGCUAACAAGCUCAAGUCCUACACGUCCCUAGAUCCGCCAGGCGCUUUAAAAAGCAGGGGGGGUAAGGACGGUCUAGACUGGCUGGAGGAGAUUAAGAAGGGAGGGGGAGGAGGGGGCGGUGGUAGUGGUGGGGACAGCAGUAGUGGCGGCGGAAGCUGGGGAGGAGAGGGGCGCGCAAACGGGAGCGAGACUGGGGGGGGAAGCAGGCGGGGUGUCUCUGCCUCCGCAAGUGGUGGCGCUCUUGGCGGCGCUGGCGGCUUUGGGGGGAUUGGCGGAGGCGGAGGAGGGGGGGGAAGCGGGGGAACAGGCGCUGGUGUGAGGGGCGCAAGCGCGCAUGGCAUAGGCGGCGCAGGCCUCCCUUCCCCCGCGCGUCCCCGCAGCUCUCCCUUAGGGAGGAAGCUUGUAUCGCACUCGUCUCUGGACCCGUCCUUUAAGGCAGAGAGGGGAGGCGGGGAGGGGGGAUGCGCGGAGGGGGGAAUUGCGGAGGGGGACGGGGGGAGGGGGAGCUGGCGGCAGCUGGUGGAGCAGCUCAAGGAAGGGAUGGAGGUGAGUGAUUCCGACCAAAGCGACAGCAGUGGCAGGGGCGCGGGCGCCCGUGGGGGUGGUGCUGCUGGGGAUCAAAGUAACGCUGCUGCUGCUGCUGGUGCUGCUGGUGGUAGUGGUGCUGGUGUUGCUGUUGCUGUGGCCAGUGCGCGCCCCAAGCCGAGGCACAGGCGGGGAGCGUCUCUCCACUCCCUCCCCUCUCUCGCCUCCGCCAUCAGCGAAACGCCCUUCACCUCUCUGCAGCAACCGGCUGCCAAAGGCGCAGCUCGUAACGGGGACGAUCUCUCUCCCUAUGGCAGCACUGCAGGUGUUAUUGGCAUCGGCAGGGUAUCUGGUGGUGGUGGUGGUGGUGGUGGUGGUGCUCCUGCUGGUGCUGCUGCUCCUAAGCCAAGGCAUAGGCGAGGUUCUUCCCUCCAUUCCUUCUCCCCUCUCGGCCUCACAAGCAGCGAAGCUAUUUUCGACUCCAUCCAACGGGCAGCUGAAAAAGAAGCGGAACAUACCGGUGAACUCCACGCCCCAGCCUACGACAGGCCGGCGUCUGCCUCACAGCUUUCCGGGCAGCUUCACGGGCAGUUUGACGGGUAUUGGGGCAGCGAAGACACGGAUAUAGGGUCGUUUAAGGCAACGGAGGAGGGGCCGAAAGGAAGACUGCAUAGGCCGUAUCAGGGGUCUGCUGAUAUAAGCGAGCUCUUAGGGUCGAGGAUAAGUAGAGGAAGGGAGAGGUCUAAGCCUAGGGCAGAGGAGAGAACGGCAGGAAGAGAGGUAGGGAGGAGGGAGAGGACGGGUGAGAGGCGAGGGGAGGGGAAAGGGAAGAAGGAGGAGCUGGUAAGGGGGGAGCAAGAGCAGAAAGUGCAGCAGCAGCAGCAGCAGCAGCAGCAGCAGAAGGAGGAGAGGCACAAGAGUCCGAGGGAUAGUCUCGGGAUCAGGGGCAUUCUGCACGCUGCAUCCUCCCGCCUCCGCUCCCUUCUCCCCGACACCACCUCACCCACUGGCGGCAGCAGUGCCCCCACUACCGCCCCUCCCAGCACCGCUCCCAGCAGCAGCAUCCAGGGGGGUAGCAGCAGCAGCAGCAGCAGCAGGCGGGCUGCUUCCCAGGAAGCCCCUGCUGCUCUCGCAUCCUUCUCUCUCAAGUCGGCUGACGCUGCAGCUGGUUACACGGACAGGGAGGGGAGACCAACGGGCGAGGUAGCAGGGCGGGUGGGGGGACUCAGGGGGAGGUUCAGGAGGCAAAAGCAAGGGGGGGAGGAGGAGGGGGAGGAGGGGGAGGGAGGGAUGGAUAGCCAGGGAGGGAGCCCUGUGGGGACUGGAGGAGGGGGAGAUGGCGCUGGGGGCGGUUCACCUGGUGGUGUUGCAGGUGUGAAGGGUAAGUACCACAUGCGCCGCCGCCAACGAAGCGCGGACGAGAUUCCGAGGAUUCCCAAGUCAAUGCUGGUCACGCCUCCUGUGUCUCCCCCGAAUCAAUCCGUGUACGGAGGGGGGUCCGCAGCGGGAGCAGCAGGAGCAGGAGGGGGGAAGGGAGAAGGGGGAGGAAGCGCAGGUGGGGCAGGGUCGUCAGGAGCAGCAGCAGCAGCAGCAGCAGCAGCAGCUGUGUCAGCAGCAGCACUUCACCAACGCCUGGCUCACAGAGAUAGGGCGGCCAGAGGGGGUGCCGGAGGGGGUGGAUUCCGGGGAAAGGCGGGAAUUUCGGGGGUAAUUGCUCCGAGAGGGGAUACAGUGGGGUCUGGAUCGGAGGGCAAGGGUGGCGCCGCCCCCGGGCGGAUUAUUUUGUCAGACUAUGACGUGGCAUCCAUCCCCCAUGAGAAACUAGCUGAGCUGCUGGGCCACAGGCAGGAAGGGGGGCAUAGGCCAGAUGGGGGCGGCAGAGGAGCAGGGGGGGUAGCAGGGACGGUGGGGGCGAGUAAGGGGAGGAGGGGGGAGGAAGUGAAGGAGGAGCAUGGGGCGAAAGGGAAAGGGCAGGUCAAGGGGCAAGUCAACAGCAGGGAGCGAGAGAUCGGCAGCAGCAGCAGCAGCAGCGGUGGUGGUAAUGGUGAUAGUAGUGGCCGUGGUGGUGGUGGUGGUGGUGUUGUUCCCAGCAGCAGCAGCGUCGACAGCAGCAGCAGUGGCAUCGGUCCCAACAAGCCGAGUCAACGGCAGCUGCAGCAGCAGCUGCUGCAGUCGUCCCUGGCCCUCCAAACCCAGCUGAUGAAGCAGAAGAAAGGGCCUCUGGGGUCCGUGCUCAUGCUCGAAAAGGUCUCUACCCACUCGGAACUGGAUAAGAAGAAGAAGGCAGCGGGAGCGGGGAAGAAGCAGCAGGCAGAUAGCAUCAUAGCGCAGCUCGCCAAUCAAGGCAGCGGGGGGGUAGGCACGGGGUCGGGACGAAAAGGGGGAGGAGUAGGAGCGGGGGGAGGGGGGGAAAGAGCAGGAGUGAGGGUCGAUGCUGCCAGUGGCGCUGGCACUGGCGCUAGCGCUAGUGGUGCUGCUGGUGCUGGUGGUGGUGCUGCUGCUAGUGCGGCCAGUGGCGCUAGGAGCAGUGGGUUUAGUGCAAUGAGGCAGUAUGGCAGCAUACGCCCCUCGGACUAUGUGCUGAAGAAGCCCUACAAGGACCUGGCCACGCGGUACGUGCUGCACCAGGACGAGCUGGGCAGCGGCGAGUAUGGCGUCAUCCGCAAGUGCCUUGAGAUCGCCACUGGCCAGGUGCUGGCGUGCAAGACCAUCAAGAAGAGCCGAAUCAAGACCCAGGAGGCAGCGGACGACAUACGGAUGGAGGUCGCCAGCAUGCUGAUACUCAAGGGGCAUCCCUACAUUGUCACUCUGCACGAUGCAGUGGAAGAUGCAAAGUACGUGCAUCUGGUGAUGGAGUUCUGCAGGGGCGGCGAUCUGUUUGACCGCAUCACCAAGGGCGGUGUGUACUCCGAGCCCCUGGGCGCGCACCUGUGCUUGGCCAUCACAGAGGCGCUGCUGCACUGCCACCGGCACGGGGUGAUCCACCGAGACAUCAAGCCCGAGAACAUCAUGCUGCUGGAGCCGGGGAGUGACACCCGCAUCAAGGUGCUCGACUUCGGGGUCGCCACCUUCUUCCAGGAAGGCGUUUUGCUGCAUGACGUCAUAGGCACGCCCGAGUACAUGGCACCGGAGGUGUGGGACGGGUGCUACGGCCCGGCGGUGGAUGUGUGGAGCACGGGAGUGGUGAUGUACAUCGCCAUGUCGGGCGUGCCGCCCUUCUGGGCCGCGUCCAAGCAGUCUGUGCAAGAAGCGGUGGCUACUCGCGAGGCGAGCUUUAAAUCGGCCAAGUGGGCGCACAUUUCGGACGAGUGCAAGCAUCUGAUUGGCCGGAUGCUCGCGAAGAAUCCUCGGGAGCGGAUCACGUGCCUUCAGAUUCUGGGGCAUCCAUGGAUACGUCGGCACUCGUCCCGCUGACCAGCUGAUAGUAAGCAGUUCGGUUUUACUGGGUACCCAACAUAUUUUCAGCUAAUUAUGUUAAUUUAUGUACGGUACUAGAUAACAACACCCAUAUUAAUCCACACCAGGCCUCGUGAUAACAUGGUGAUUUUGUCAACUUAUACAUAUUUGCAUAUGUAACAGUUAUAGGCUAGAAGGGAUUGUGCUCUUAGAGAGUACAACACCCAACCACAUAUUCCCCUGUAUCCGUCAUUUCUAGUCAUCCCGU
Messenger RNA from Closterium sp. NIES-67, 6008 nucleotides. The record is from the annotation of a GenBank genome assembly. Lineage: Eukaryota; Viridiplantae; Streptophyta; Zygnematophyceae; Desmidiales; Closteriaceae.